GGCAAGCUUCUUUGUCACUGGCUUAGCUUGCCAUCUUUUGGUUUGACGUGUAUUGAUCAUAGCCACUAUAUUUGUAAGUUAAUCUACAUGAUACACAAAAUAUUAAGUAGCCCAAUAGCGACUGUUUUUUGAGCUAUAAAAAGAAGAAGUUGGAAGAAGAAUUGAUUCUUUACUUGGUGCUUGGAAGACUGUUUUGAGCUUUGAGGUUCUCUUUUUUGGUUCAUUGUUGUUCGGCCUUUAAACUGUUGAAAGCUUUUAUCCAAGUUCGGCCCUUCAGAUUCCUGGCUUGAUUUGGUAAUCAUAGUAGUUGGUACACUGAUAGCCGUACAAAUUAGGAUUUUCCAAGUAAAACCCAUGUUGAAACUUCUUCUUAUGGUUCCCAAGUGAGUAUCAAAUUCUGGAAUCCAAGGUUGCCAAGCCAAUAUUAAACACUCUAUGUGGAUUUCAAUUGGAUAUUUACUGCGGAAUCUCAGUGUUCGAGGUCUUUGCCAUUUUGUUCAAUGCUGGUGGAACUUAGUUCAAGCUGAAGAAUCAACAAGUUCUUUCUAUACAGGCAAUUGUAGACCUCUGUAGACAUGGAGAUCUUGUGGAUUAAUAGGCCUACCCAUGUAUGCAAGACAAGGGCACUACUUGCUUUGAUCUUGCUCAUGUGGGUGCCCGUGGAAGUGAUGGCUGGGACUGAAAAUGCCACCCAUUUGUCUACAAGGCCAAGUUCUCUGAAUAUUGGAGCUCUGUUUACAUUGAAUUCAGUUAUUGGAAGGGCCGCCAAACCCGCAAUUUAUGCAGCAAUUGAUGAUGUUAAUUCUGAUCCGAGGAUUCUUCCCGGGACAAAAUUGAACGUUAUUCUCCAUGAUACAAAUUGCAGUGGAUUUCUUGGAACUGUUGAAGCGUUGCAGCUGAUUGAAAAUGAUGUGGUUGCUGCAAUUGGCCCACAAUCCUCUGGAAUAGCUCAUGUCAUAUCCCAUGUUGUGAAUGAGCUCCAUGUACCGCUUCUGUCAUUUGCUGCAACAGACCCCUCCCUUGCUGCUCUGCAGUACCCGUAUUUUGUUCGCACCACACAGAGUGACCAUUUCCAAAUGUAUGCAGUUGCUGAUGUAGUUGAGUAUUUUGGAUGGAGAGAAGUAAUUGCAAUCUUUGUGGAUGAUGAUUGCGGCAGAAAUGGGGUUUCUAUACUGGGUGAUGCCUUAGCAAAGAAGCGUUCCAAGAUCUCAUACAAGGCUGCCUUCUCUCCUGGAGCCUCCAAAAACACAAUCACUGAGUUGUUGGUGGGAGUAAACCUGAUGGAAUCUCGGGUUUUUGUUGUGCAUGUUAAUCCUGAUUCUGGUUUGACAAUUUUUUCUGUUGCCAAGUCUCUUGGAAUGAUGACCGCUGGCUAUGUUUGGAUUGCAACAGAUUGGCUUCCUUCUCAUCUAGAUUCAUUAGAACCACCUGGCCUUGAUACAAUGAAUCUUGUACAAGGGGUUGUUGCUCUUCGUCAUCAUACCCCAGAUACAGAUCUCAAAAAGAGUUUUAUGUCGAGAUGGAAGAAACUAAAACAUGAAGGGAGUUCGGGCUUCAAUUCUUAUGCGCUCUAUGCAUAUGACUCCAUUUGGUUAGCAGCUCGUGCUCUUGAAGUUUUUUUCAACGAAGGUGGGAAGAUAUCUUUCUCUAAUGACCCAAAGUUGAAAGACACAAAUAGAAGCACAUUGCACUUAACAUCACUCCGUAUAUUUGAUGGAGGCCAACAAUAUCUACAGACAAUUCUUAAGAUGAACUUCACAGGUGUAAGUGGUCAGAUUCAGUUUGAUCAGGAUAAAUAUUUAGUUCAUCCAGCAUAUGAAAUUCUAAAUAUUGGCGGAACUGGGUCCCGUAGGAUUGGUUUUUGGUCAAAUUCUACUGGUCUCUCAGUAAUUGCUCCAGAGAUUUUAUAUAAAAAGCCAUUCAGUGCUAAUACCUCCGCUCAACUUUAUAGCGUUAUAUGGCCUGGUGAAACUACAGCUAUACCUCGGGGAUGGGUAUUUCCCAACAAUGGGACGCCUCUCAGAAUUGCCGUGCCUUACCGAGUAAGUUACCAAGAUUUUGUGGCUAAGGACAAGAGCCCUCCAGGGGUUAGAGGAUAUUGUAUUGAUGUCUUUGAAGCUGCUGUAAACUUGUUGCCUUAUGCCGUGCCACGCAAUUACGUGUUGUAUGGAAAUGGAAAGAGGAAUCCUGAGUACAGCAAUCUUGUAUUUGAGGUUGCGCAAAAUAACUUUGAUGCAGCUGUUGGGGAUGUUACGAUUACUACUAAUAGGACAAGAAUAGUUGAUUUUACACAGCCUUACAUGGAAUCAGGGCUUGUUGUUGUUGUUCCUGUCAAAGAGCAAAAAACAAGCCCUUGGGCUUUCCUGAAGCCAUUUACUUAUCAGAUGUGGUUGGUCACUGGUGCCUUCUUCCUGUUUGUGGGAGCUGUUGUUUGGAUUCUUGAGCACCGGAUGAAUCAAGAAUUCCGUGGUCCACCGAGGAAGCAACUCAUGACUAUUUUUUGGUUUAGUUUCUCAACAAUGUUUUUCUCACACAGAGAGAACACUGUGAGCACCCUGGGACGGCUGGUGCUGAUUAUAUGGUUGUUUGUGGUCUUAAUUAUCAAUUCGAGCUACACAGCUAGUUUGACAUCAAUCCUCACGGUGCAGCAGUUGACAUCACGAAUUGAAGGGAUUGACAGCUUGAUAGCAAGUAACGAUCCAAUUGGAGUUCAAGAUGGGUCAUUUGCAUGGAAGUACUUGGUUGAUGAGCUCAACAUUGCGGAAUCUAGACUCGUCAAGUUAAAAACCAUGGAAAACUACAUUGAAGCCCUUCAGUAUGGACCGAAACGUGGUGGGGUAGCUGCCAUUGUUGAUGAGCUUCCUUACAUUGAGCUGUUUAUGUCCAACACCAAAUGUAAAUUCAGGACGGUGGGGCAGGAGUUUACAAAAAGCGGAUGGGGAUUUGCAUUCCAAAGGGAUUCUCCUCUUGCUGUUGACUUGUCAACCGCCAUUCUUCAACUCUCAGAGAACGGCGAUCUCCAAAAGAUCCAUAAUAAAUGGCUUACGCAUAACGAAUGUUCUAUUCAAAUGAAUGAAGUUGAUUCAGACCGGCUCUCUCUGACAAGCUUUUGGGGCCUGUUUCUUAUCUGUGGCGUUGCAUGCUUCCUUUCUCUUACGGUGUUCUUCUGCAGAAUCCUUUGCCAAUACCGCAGAUUUAUCCCGGCAGCCGUGGAAGGGGAUGUGGAGGAGAUUGGAUCUGGCUCCACGAGAUCUCGACCCUCGAUCCGAUCAGCUAGUUUCAAGAACCUCAUGGACUUCGUAGAUACGAAAGAAGAAAAGAUCAAGCACAUGCUUAAGCGAAAAGGAAGUGAUAGCAAACAUGAUGAAGCUAGUCCUAGCUCUGAUGGGCCGCUCCAUUCACCCUCUUAAGGAAGAUUUGCUCUCUGCAUUCAGCUGGUAAUCACACUGUUAAUAAAAAAAUUUAUGUAUCUAAUAUCCUUGUGCCAAAAGUUAAUUAGGUAUAUAGAAUAACAUUACAUGGUUUAGAAAAACAGAAGGAAAAAAGAAAAUUAUGAGAAGA
Messenger RNA from Prunus mume (Japanese apricot), 3561 nucleotides. RefSeq names its product glutamate receptor 3.4. NCBI's taxonomy places the organism in Eukaryota, Viridiplantae, Streptophyta, Magnoliopsida, Rosales, Rosaceae. Gene Ontology annotation, molecular function: ligand-gated monoatomic ion channel activity. The record is from RefSeq and is a predicted model, not a curated record. Gene Ontology annotation, cellular component: membrane.